Molecule: messenger RNA, 1146 nt
Organism: Salvia miltiorrhiza (redroot sage)
Lineage: Eukaryota; Viridiplantae; Streptophyta; Magnoliopsida; Lamiales; Lamiaceae
Product: N-terminal acetyltransferase A complex catalytic subunit NAA10
Exons: 2
Coding region: 303-872 (189 amino acids)
Biological process (GO): N-terminal peptidyl-glutamic acid acetylation
Cellular component (GO): NatA complex
Molecular function (GO): protein N-terminal-serine acetyltransferase activity; protein-N-terminal-glutamate acetyltransferase activity
Source: RefSeq, a predicted model, not a curated record
GAAACCAACCCUUAAUCCUUAAAACUAUGCAUUUUAGACACGAGUUAAAAAGCUCUUAAUUGCCCAAAAGGAAAAAGGUAGUAAAUUGUUAAAAACGUUUGUUGUUUUAUAAAGAAUCUAAAUUCUUUUUUUUUUUUCAUUCAUUUACUUAUUUAUAUGUACAGUUUUCUCCCGUUUAAAAAAAAUAGAUUUAUGUAAUAAAAUUUCCCAACACACACACACAAGCAUUGUCCACCUCUCCUUCGCCACUACCCCCAAAUCAGAACCUAGCCCUAAUUGUCUGCCUCCGCGAAACCCUAACCAUGGUGUGCAUAAGGAAAGCCACAGUCGAUGAUCUGCUGGCUAUGCAGGCAUGCAAUCUGUUCUGCUUGCCGGAGAACUACCAGAUGAAGUACUACUUCUACCACAUCCUUUCGUGGCCGCAGCUUCUCUACGUCGCCGAGGAUUACAACGGAAAAAUUGUCGGCUAUGUUCUUGCCAAGAUGGAGGAGGAGACCACCGAGUGCCACGGCCACAUCACCUCCCUCGCCGUCCUCAGAACUCACCGCAAACUCGGCCUUGCCACCAAACUCAUGACUGCUGCUCAGAACGCCAUGGAACAGGUGUAUGGGGCAGAGUAUGUUUCACUUCAUGUUAGGAAAAGUAACAGAGCUGCUUUUAAUUUGUACACCGAAACAUUAGGAUACAAGAUCCAUGAUGUGGAGGCCAAAUAUUAUGCUGAUGGAGAAGAUGCUUAUGAUAUGAGAAAACAAUUAAAGGGUAGAAAGCAUCACCACCACCACCACCAUCACCACCACCAUGGCGGUGGGUGUUGUUCUGCAGAUGCUAAGUCAGAUGAGAAGCCCGGAUCAGCAGAAACCAAAGCAGAGUGAUUGGAAUUAUUUCCAGUGGUCAGAAUUUUUGUUAUAUUGCUUAUUCAGUUGGUGCAGAAUUAUGAUGCACACAUUGCUUGUGUGCUUUUGGUAGCUUGGAUGUAUGAAAAGUGUAGUCGAGGCGAAUGAAGUGUGGGGUAAUGGAAUAUAGAAUAACAAUGCUGGACAUCUGCUUUUCUAUUUGCAGCCAAAGAACUGUGUUUGUUAUGCUUCAUUUGGUGACGGUCUCUUCUGGUAUAAUUCGAAUUCAUAUCAUUCGUUGUGCUGCUAUAAA